AUGGCGAACCGUGGUUCCAACGAUUCUGCGAACCAUGUUUACAGCGCCUCUAACGCUGCCCAGGUUCAUGUUACGACUUUCGCACCAGUCACUCUGCGCUCUUCGAAGCACUCUGGCCUCGAUUUGUACUCCUGCAUGUUCAGGUUCUUCAACUACGGUGCACAGCACCACGCCCAGCACCUCAACGCCCACCAGCACAACACCAACCACCACGGCGGCCGAUCGCGGCGUGCGCCCCGAAUCUCGGCCCAGCACCAGCAGAAGCAGUUCCGCCAGGUCCGCACUCCCAAGGAAUUCAACGUCGAGCCGCCGACGUCCAUUGCCUUCAAGCGCGACUUCGAGGCCGCCCGCUCGUUCGACAUUGAGGAUGACGAGAUGUUCUGCCCGUUCCACCUGCUCACUGAGGAUGAUCUCCAGUCCAUCCAUUCGUCUGGAUCUGACCGCUCGUCGCUGUCCAGCGGCUCGCCCGAGCAGUCGCCGCUCCAGCACCAGCUGCAGCCCACCCCCUCCUUUGUUCUGUCCACCGCACCCAACCCAUACACGCCCACCAACUUCCAGCAGAACAGCGCUUCGCAGACAAAGCUGCACCAACCACUAGCUCAGCGCACCCGUAACGCCAUCCCCAUCGUCGACCCCUCAACACGGGCCGUCGCGAGCCCACCCCCAUCUGUCUCGCCCAACCGACAGAUGCAGCAGCAAUUCAUGUCGCAGCGCCGCUGGUAA
Boeremia exigua is the source of this 723-nucleotide messenger RNA. RefSeq lists its product as uncharacterized. The transcript has 3 exons. The record is from RefSeq and is a predicted model, not a curated record. NCBI's taxonomy places the organism in Eukaryota, Fungi, Ascomycota, Dothideomycetes, Pleosporales, Didymellaceae. Bases 1 to 723 code for a protein of 240 amino acids.